Molecule: messenger RNA, 953 nt
Organism: Aspergillus steynii IBT 23096
Lineage: Eukaryota; Fungi; Ascomycota; Eurotiomycetes; Eurotiales; Aspergillaceae
Product: SGNH/GDSL hydrolase family protein
Exons: 5
Coding region: 1-864 (287 amino acids)
Molecular function (GO): hydrolase activity, acting on ester bonds
Source: RefSeq, a predicted model, not a curated record
AUGGCCAGUACUGCUUCUUUGGCUGCUGCGCGGCCAUUUUCGCGGGCGCUGAACACCACCCAUUUUUUCACCUUUGGCAAUUCGUAUACCCAGACCGGAUUCAACGCCUGGGGCGAGCAGCCCACGCCCUCCAACCCGAUGGGAAACCCUCAACUAGGGACUGGCACGACGGCCGGUGGAACCAACUAUGUGGGAUACCUGACGACUGCCGAGAACUCGUCGCUGGUGCUCUCUUACAACUUGGCAGUCGGUGGAGCCACUAUCGACAACGACCUUGUUUCAUCUUACGCCGACGAUCUUGUCUCCCAGGUCGGCGUGUUUGAGGACCAGUAUGGUGACAAGCCGGACUCGGCGCCCUGGACGGCCGAGAGUGCGGUGUUUUCCUUCUGGAUUGGUAUUAAUGAUAUUGGCAACUCGUUCUACAACCAGGAGGCCAGCACCUUCACUCCUAAACUGACCGCCCGCAUCGGGUCUCUCGUACAGAAGAUCUACGACCUGGGUGGUCGCAAGUUCCUCUUCUUGAAUGUGCCUCCGACAGGUCGCAGCCCUUUCUUUCUUGAACAGGGCAAUGAGACUGUCCAGCAGCACGCGGCGUACCUGGCCGUGUACAACAAGAACCUGAAGGCCAUGGUGGACGGGUUCAAGGCGAACCACACGGACGUUACCACUGUCCUUUAUGAUUCCUGGUCGUUCAUGACCAAGGUCAUUGAUAGUCCCUCGGAGUACGGAUUCCCCGAUGCGACUUGCAUCAACGAGGAUGGCACGUCCUGUCUCUGGUGGAAUAACUACCACCCUUCGGCUAAGUAUCAUAAGCAGCAGGCGGCGGAUAUGAAGGCUGCGUUGAAGCCGUUGGGCGCGUGGUGAGGUCUGGGUAGUAUAUAGUUCUUAAGUGUAAGGUGGUUACGGUAUAUAGCAAGCAUAGUACAUGGUAGUUUUUCUGCAAUUCAUGAAUU